Phragmites australis (common reed) is the source of this 892-nucleotide messenger RNA. Its product is annotated as protein REVEILLE 6-like. Bases 131 to 808 code for a protein of 225 amino acids. The record is from RefSeq and is a predicted model, not a curated record. Gene Ontology annotation, molecular function: DNA binding. The transcript is spliced from 4 exons. NCBI's taxonomy places the organism in Eukaryota, Viridiplantae, Streptophyta, Magnoliopsida, Poales, Poaceae.
CUGACAAGAACGAACUCGAUCACAAGCCACGACUCGAUCUCGUUAUCUCGUACCUGCUCUGCUGCAAGAAAGCUAGAGAGAGAGAGAGAGAGAGAGAGAGAGAGAGAGAGAGAGAGAGAGCUACUGCGGGAUGGCGGCGGGAAAGAAGCUCCGGAAGCCGUACACGAUCACGAGGCCGCGGGAGAAGUGGACCGCCGACGAGCACGACCGCUUCCUCCACGCCCUGCUGCUGUUUGGCCGCGAUUGGAAAAGGAUCGAGCAGCUCGUCGUCACCAAGACGGCCACGCAGAUACGCAGCCACGCCCAGAAGUAUUUCCUCAAGGCUCAGAAGCUAGGCCUCGCGAUGGCGCUGCCGCCGCCUCACCCUCGCCGUGCCCCCGUGCUUCCACGGCCACCCAGCUACCAAGACAACGCCGCUGCUGGUAUGCCGCCGCCGCAGUGGUCAUCCUCCGCAGCUCCGCCGCCGAUGAACUCCAUCGGCUGCACGGUUCCCUCCGGCGUGCAGCAGAGCGCGGACUGGGCGUGCGCCUCAGCUGGAGCUCGCUGGCCAGGCUGCAAUGGCGAACCAAGUGAAGCCUGGAUUGCUGACGCCAUGUUCCAGGACGAGGACGAGACGAUCCAGCUUCCGUUGUCGCCAGACGAUCUGCGCUUCGCUCAGGUGUACAGGUUCGUCGGCGACGUCUUCGGCUCCGGCGCGCCGCGGCCGGUGGAGGCGCAGCUGCAGAGACUGCAGGAGGGCAUGGAUCCCGUCGUCGUCGAGGCGAUAUUACUGGUGCUAAGGAAUCUUGAAGACAACAUAUGUGCUUAGGACUUUACCAUGACAUGGUUUCUUGACGGAGAAUAAGUGGCACAGAAUUGCAGGUCCAUGUUAAGAGAAUGAGUUGUACACGGU